Paralichthys olivaceus (Japanese flounder) is the source of this 3625-nucleotide messenger RNA. The record is from RefSeq and is a predicted model, not a curated record. NCBI's taxonomy places the organism in Eukaryota, Metazoa, Chordata, Actinopteri, Pleuronectiformes, Paralichthyidae.
UCACUGUGCGUCAUCAGCAGCAGAAGAAGGCCCCCUGACAGCUCUAAAAACAGAACGCGGGUUCAUCUUUAAGCAAAGUUUCCUAAAAACUCCCACAUCGUCUCGGACCCGCCAGGACUCCGCUUCAGCCGAGCUUCACCACUUCUGACUUAUGGUGGACGGUGGCUGACCGAGCCGAGAGUUUCAGCCACAAUGAAGAGAAGAGCCGAAGCACCGCCAGCCCCUCAGAAGGGGACAAAGUUGUGUCGUGAAGACAGCAGUUCGGACGAGGAGUCACAAUUAUCCAGACAAGACUCCAGUCAGAAUGACUCCCUCAGUGACCAGGAGGAUCACAGACCAGGGUUCUCCAUGCCCUCCAUAUCAUCCUUUGAUGAACAAGACACAGACGCCCCCUCAGACAACUCCUCCAAGUUCUCUAUGUACAACAGUGUGUCACAGAAGCUCAUGGCCAAGAUGGGUUUCCGUGUGGGCGAGGGUCUAGGGAAAUUUGGUCAGGGACGCAAGGAGAUCGUGGAGGCUUCGACUCAGCGAGGAAGAAGGGGUCUGGGCCUCACGCUGCAGGGCUUUCAGGGGGAGCUCAAUGUCGACUGGCGCGAUGAACCAGAGCCCAAUGCCGUAGAGAAGGUAGAUUGGUUCCCAGAAUGCACCACAGAAACCCCAGAUGCAGAUGAACUGAGGGACUGGAUGAUUCUGGGACAGAGAAAACUUAAGAUCGAGGAUGAGACAGAGUUUUGCACCGAAGAUCUUCUGCACACUCUUCUCAGGUGCAAGACGGUGUUUGAUGACCUGGAGGGCGAGGAGAUGAGGAGAGCUCGGACACGCUCCAACCCUUACGAAACGAUCAGAGGAGGGAUCUUCCUCAACAGAGCAGCUAUGAAAAUGGCCAACCUCGACUACUGCUUCGACCAUAUGUUCACCAACCCAAAGGAUUCAAAAGGGACACCUCUAACAAAGGACCGCGAGGGGGAGCUCCUGUACUUCGGCGACGUUUGCGCGGGGCCUGGAGGCUUCUCAGAGUACAUCCUGUGGAGGAGACGCUGGCACGCCAAAGGCUUCGGCAUGACACUGAAAGGACCUUGUGACUUCAAACUGGAAGAUUUCUUUGCUGCGCCGAGCGAGCUGUUUGAGCCCUACUACGGUGAGGGAGGAGUGGACGGAGACGGGGACAUCACUCGGCCAGAAAACGUGACGGCCUUUAGAAACUUUGUGUUGGAGAGCACAGAGAGAAGAGGGCUGCACUUCCUCAUGGCAGACGGGGGAUUCUCUGUGGAAGGUCAGGAAAACAUUCAGGAGAUCCUGAGCAAACAGCUGCUGCUCUGUCAGUCCCUCACUGCCCUCUCUACACUCAGGACAGGUGGCCACUUUGUUUGUAAGACCUUUGACCUAUUCACUCCCUUCAGCGUGGGUCUGGUCUACCUGAUGUACCUCUGCUUCGACAGGAUCUCUCUCUUCAAACCUAUCACCAGCAGACCUGCCAACUCCGAGAGGUACAUCGUGUGUCGUGGUCUGAAGCCCGGCUCAGACGCCGUCAGGGAAUACAUGUUCAGAGUCAACCUGAAACUGAACCAGCUGAGGAACUCGGAUAGAGAUGUAACAGAUUUGGUUCCGCUGAGCAUCAUCAAGGAAGACACGGAUUUCUAUCAGUUUAUGGUCAACUCCAAUGAGAGGCUCUGUGUAGUCCAGAUCAAGGCCUUGGCAAAAAUCCACGCUUUCGUCGUAGACUCGGAUCUUUCAGAGACGAGGCAGGCCGACAUCAGGAAAGAGUGUCUGAAGCUGUGGGGGGUACCAGACAAGGCCAGGGUCACUCCUGCUCCCUCAGACCCAAAGUCAAAAUUCUAUGAACUGAUCAAGAAUUUAAAUGUGGAGUCGUUCCAGUGCAAGCUCACUCCUCUCAACUCCACCACCCUCGAUAAAAUGCGUCAUAUACUGGACCACAAGUGCAUUGUGGGAGGUGGAGAGCAGAUCUUUCUUCUCGCACUCGGGAAGUCUCAGAUUUACACGUGGGACGGGAAGAUGCCUGUUCGCUGGAGGAAACUGGAAAACUUUAAGCUUGAGCUGCCAAGAGAUUCUCUUCUGAGCGUAGAGAUCGUCCAAGAGCUGAAGGGCGAGGGAAAAGCUCAGCGGAGAAUCAAUGCAGUUCAUGUAAUGGAUGCACUAAUACUCAACGGCACUGACGUAAGAGACCAGCACUUCAACCAAAGAAUCCGGAUGGCUGAGAAGUUUGUGAAGGCGGUGGCCAAACCAAGCCGACCAGACAUGAACCCUAUCAGAGUGAAGGAAGUGUACAGGUUGGAGGAAAUGGAGAAAAUCUUUGUCAGACUAGAAAUGAAAGUCACAAAGAGUUCAGGAGGAAUCCCUCGUCUGUCCUACACCGGCAGGGACGACCGGCACUUCCUUCCCACUGGCCUCUACAUCAUCAAGACUAUCAGUGAGCCCUGGACCAUCGCGUACAGUAAGAAUUCCAAGAUGAAGUUCUUCUAUAAUAAGAUAACCAAGGAGUCCACCUAUGUAAUGCCACCAAACUGUGCUGCUCCCUUCCAUGUCUGCCACUCUGAGCGUCUCUUCUGGGCCUGGGUGGACGGCGUCAUCGUUCAUGACUCUCAGACCCGCGUGGAUCCUGAGAAACUGUCCAAAAACAAUGUCUUGUCCUUCAUCCACCAGAACUACCAUCCCUGAGGCCGUCACCGAGCCCAGAGCUUCACCAGUGACAAGCUGAACCCAGAAUGCACUAAAUGAUGGAGGACGUAGAGCCUUAUGUUAGAAUGCAGUUUUGCAAUUAUCAAAAAUACCCAGCAGCCGAUUGAAAAUGUGUUUUUGAAUUCCCUGUUUUUAUUCUUCUGUUAAUGAUCUGCUAUCUGACCGUUUUCCCGUCCUCUCGUUCCAUCGUGUUGCUGAGAGAAAUAAUGAGCAGGUUGGAAGUGGAGUUCUGGAGCUGAAAGUGAUGAAGUGUUUGCUGCUAUUUCUAGCGGUGGUCUUCUGCCUCCUCCACUGCCCUUGGCUCUAUGAACUCUAAAGACUCAUCACAUAGGACGAGAAGAAGACACAAAGCUGCCGCCAUCGUCUCUGCAUUGAAAUGCAUGUCCCUGUAGAUGGGUUUUCUUUUUUUUUGGUUCUUAGUAAAUGCUCGUGUGUGUCUGCACACAUCAGAUUAACAAUGAUACAUAGGGUUACAGAUGUUAAAACUAUGCAUCCAUAUGUCUCACUUGCCUUGCUCAACAACACAACUGCUCCUCUGUCCGUCUCUGUGGAGAUGAACAUCUUUUUUCUAAGUCUUACACACAAAUAGGCUCCUCGUUGCUCCUGCCAAAUCUCCAGCUGAAGCCUCAACACAACAAACACAUUCAUCGUGUUCACAAUCAUCAGCUACAGAUGUAGCAGCUGUUCUAUCUUUCAAACGUGAUCUGUAAUCGUGUGCGUGUGUGUGUGUGCGUGCGUGUGUGUGUGUAAAAAAACCUGGAAAGUGUCUUCGCUUUUAGGUUUCUCCUCUGGCUCUUUGUUGUGAUUUUGCCUGGACUGUGUCGUUUCUUAAAUCCUGCAAAUUUUGUUCUCUUGUAAAAUUAGCUACCGACCAUUUGAUGUAAAUAAUAGUAUAGUAAAUAAAUGGGAGAAGCUCAUCCCAGAACAG